Catharus ustulatus (Swainson's thrush) is the source of this 6512-nucleotide messenger RNA. RefSeq names its product vestigial like family member 3 (gene VGLL3). Gene Ontology annotation, cellular component: nucleus. The record is from RefSeq and is a predicted model, not a curated record. Gene Ontology annotation, biological process: regulation of transcription by RNA polymerase II. The transcript has 4 exons. Lineage: Eukaryota; Metazoa; Chordata; Aves; Passeriformes; Turdidae. The coding region runs from base 1 to 864 and encodes 287 amino acids.
AUGAGCUGCUCGGACGUGGCCAUGCAGCAGCCCGCGCCGGCGGCGUGCGGAGCGCCCCGCUACCUGGCCGCGCCCGCGGCGGGAUGCGCGCAGAAGAAGUUAGCUGUGUACAACAAGAUGCAGGAGUCUCUGGAAGUGACCCUUCCCAGCAAGCAAGAGGAGGAUGAGAAAGACCAGCCUGCCGAGAUGGAGUACCUGAACUCUCGCUGUGUCCUGUUCACCUACUUCCAGGGAGACAUUGGUUCCGUGGUGGAUGAACACUUCUCAAGAGCUUUGAGCCAAGCCAGCAGCUUCAGUUCAGAGACUGCCCUUUCCAAGAGCAAGGCAGGGCUGAAUCCUCUGUGGAGAGAAAGCUCGACGAUUUCAAGCCAAAGGAGCAGCUUCCCCACCUCAUUUUGGACCAGCUCUUACCAGCACCCUCCUCCUCCACCCUGCUUAAGCGGCGUGCACCCCGAUUUCCCCGUGACUGCACCAGGCACCUUCCCAACACCAGACCCCACCAGCUGGGCAGGCCAUGCCCUCCACCAGACCGCCCCACCCGCUCCCCCUGCCGCCUCCGAGUCGUGGCAUUACCCCCUGGCAGCGUCUCAGGUGAGCCCCCCGUACGCACACAUGCACGACGUGUACGUGCACCGCCACCACGCCGGCGCGCCCCGCGACCCCCGCUACGGCUCCCUGCUGCUGCCGCCGGUGCGUGCCAGGAUCCCUGCUCCCCAGGGGGACAAGGCAGAGCCCGCCGCCCUCGCCAGCGCUACCUCAGCCUGGGCUGGAGCCUUCCACGGAACCGUGGACAUCGUGCCGGGCUUUGGCUUCGAGACAGGUCUACAGCAUCAGGACAAGAGCAAGGAAACUGCUUGGUUCUGAAGUCCAGAGAAACUGAGACCAGCUGGAGCUGGAGUGGGCAGAGCUGGUGAUGCAGGGUGAUGCAGCAGUGGUUGACUCCUUCUGCAUGGAGCAAAGGACACACAUGAAGAUGAAGGGCCAACUGUUCUGGUUUUGCUAUUGAGCCUUUUAUUUGUAAGGCCGUUUAUGGGUCCCACAGUGUUGGAAAAAAAAAAAACAAACCAGAAACCUAACUUUUCUUUCUCUCCUCAUCUGAGCCUGCUGCAGCUGGGCAACCUAACUCCUUUCUGCUCCUUUAACAGUGUUUUGUUUUGUUCAGCUUGAUAUUUUUAUGGACAGUCUCAAUAGUCAGGAAAAAGACUCUCCCUUGACUACAGUGCGCCUUCUUUCAGGAAUACAGUAUUUUGUAGCUCUUUGUGCAUCUAUUUUUGUAGAAAUACAGAAAGUUUGGGUAAGGAUUGAUGGGCUAUUUUAGGAUGACAUAUUUUUUUAAAAAAAUUGUAAAAUUGUUAAGUUCUGUUUAAAGAACUUGCUCUCAGAGAAGCACUGGCAAAAAUGUAUAAAAUGCUAUUUUUAGAUGUCUGUGAUGUGUUUGUGCAUUUUGGGUUUUUUUGUUUGUUACCUCAAAUGUCUAUCUUUCCUUUCUUUUUAAAGAGCUAAACUCCUUUGUUUCCACUUUACUAGAUUCUGAUGUUUUUGUCCUUUUGUUCUAGCUUAAGCAAGUAUAAUUCGCACCUGAAGUCUCAGCCAAAUAUUUUUUCCUGGUGUUAGAUUGUAGUAAAAGUGUUUUUGUUUUUCUUGCUUCUAAAGGUGGCUUUGUGCCGUGCUGAUUGUCAGAAGCUCGCAAACACCUUUAGCACAGAGCAAAGCUUGAGGUCACAGCAACUGCAUUUCAAAAUGGACCAAAUACUCUUAAAUCAGACACAAAUAUGGGCCUCAUCUGUGAUCCAUUGAAGAUGUUGAUCACAGUUCCCUGUGGGUUGUGUUGCAGUACAAUCUCACAGGCAGGACUUUCAGCUAAGCCAUUUUGAGGUGGUAACUUACAACAUCAAUAUUCAGGGAAAUGGAAAAAAAAAAAAAGAUAUAUUAAAAAUCCAGGUUGAUAAAAAUGUGUGGCUUGUGGAAACAAAAGGGUUUCAACUGGCCUGCUCUGUGUUCUGAGCAGCUCGAGGCAAGCACUGCAGUUCCCAUCUCCCGUUGACUUCAGGAUGCGUUUGCGGUGUCGGAAGCAGCCGCGCGCGCUGAGCCUGCACACCCCGGGGCUUGGCAGCCACCAGCAGCAGAGCCUGGCCUUGGAACAGCAGCAUGGCCUCGUGGAAGCGCAGCCCUGUGCUUGGGAAACCCCCCUGGCCUGGGCCUUGGCUCUGGCUUGUGUAAGGAAGGCUGUGGUUGGAGCCAAGGUGAGCCAAAUGAAAUCCUGGGUAAGGGCUGCGAGGUCGCCGUGCGCUGGAGCUGGGUCAGGCUCUGUGCCCAGCCCUUGGGGACUCCCAGGUGUCAGCUUAGAUGGGACUGAGGGCAUCCCAGGGUCAGGAGCUGGUUUGCUGGGUCCUGGCUGUUGCUUGGAGAUGUUGCCUUUCUGCUCUGUGCACCCAGGGUCCUUCUGCAAUGUUUCCUAAGGCUCUUACAAAGCGUUAUAUUUCUGUCACUCUCAGACAUCCCUGUCUGAAAGGCACACUGGCCUGGAAAAACCAAGAGACAAACACAUGGCUGAGAUAAGAAAGAGUUUAAUUUUAAGGCACUGAGUGUUGUAAAUGUAGUUUUGUCAGGUGGAGACCACAUGGAUCUGUGUGUGAAAGGGGAGGGGGCACUGGGAAGUGCAUGCCACUCUGAGGUUCCCUGCACUGCUGCUUCCCUCCAGGCUUUUUGAACUUGAUCCUGUGAGGUGUUGAGCAUUCUUCCUUGUCAAGGCAGAGGGCUUGACAUGCUGGCACUGGAGGCAUUAGGAUUAUAUCACAAUUUGGCAAGACCCUUAAGUCUCUACCUUGGUGAUUUGAAGUUGGAGACAGCGUAUAAAUGCUGAAUGGGCUAUGCUUAAAUAUUGCUUUAAAGUAAUAAGGUUGUAGUCUGUGUUGGGAUGAUGAAUUAAAUGUGGUGGGGUUUUUUUUCCUCAUCUUUGUAGUCCAUCAGUAUUUCUUUCUCUCAAUAAAUUUCACUCUCAUGACAGUUCUUUAUAUUAUUGCUGCUCUGGUGGAGCUAGCUCCUCAAUUUGUCAAUAAAUUCAUAAUGCAGUGGGAAAACUGUAGGGGAGGGAACAGAGUAUCAGCUGCCACAGUUCACUUUCUUAUCAGGACAGUACAGUUCAGGGAAUAUCUCAAGAAAAAGAGUUCUGACUUAGGAAUGCUCACAGUAUUAGAAAUACUGGGAGGAAAAAAAAUCUAAGUUGGUUUUUUUUUUUUUUUUUUUUCUCCCCUGGACAUGGCAAAGGUGGAAAUCAGAGACUGUGUGUCCUCGUUGAACUUCAGGGAGGGAGAGUUUGGGUGGCAGGGGAAGCAUAAGAAAAGGGAGCAUUAUUUUUGAGGUGUUUCACCUCCUGAAAUAGUUUAAAGCCUAACAAGAGCAGUCUGCUCACUGCCUUCCCCUUCACAAGCUCAUACUAUGAGGGACUCCUCUGGUUAAUUCUAGAUGUUAAAGCAGAACGGGACAGGAAUGAAACAGGCCCACAGUUUGCACUGGAAUUUCUUUCUGGAUUGUAUCGCUGAGUUGUUGGCUAGUGGGGAUGAAGGAGUGGGGAAGCUGUUGCCUCUUCCACCUCCAGGACUACUGUUCUGCACCCAGUGUCUGCUGCUGAACCUGGGACUGAGCUGGCAGAACUUCUGCACCCUCUGGGUGACAAGUGCCAAUAAAAACCUGCUGUUGUCUGUAGCCAUUCAUGCACCAGUCUGUCGACCUUGAAGGUGAAAUAAAUUCUCCUUUUCCCCUCGGUCACCGAUUGUCAUUUGUGCAAUCAAGUGAGAAAGGAAAAGCCUUAAGUGCCUAGCAGCAGCCCUCCUGUGUUCUAAAAUACAAGGGAUGGAAAAGGAAAAAAAAAAAAACCACAAACCCAUCCUUCCCUGUGACAAACUUUUAAGUUAAAUUCAGCAGAUUUCCUUCUCUCCCUCUUUCCCAUACACGCACUCUUGCACACACGCACAGAAGUGCUUAUGAGAAGCAGAUGCUGCCGUGGUUCUGCUCUUGGAAGAGGGGAGAGCUCGCCUGCAGUGGUGGGGAAUCGAUGGCAGCAAGGAGGAGCUGAAAGGUUGAGACAGCUUGUGUUUCUUCAGAUAGGAAAAAAAAAGGCCCUAGAAAUCAGGUCAUAGAUAAGAUGUGUGUCUUAAUGCAUUUACUAAAGGAGUUGUGUCAUUCUUUUUCUGUGUGGUGUGUUUUGAUGCUGUCCCAAGAAAGUGGAUGAUUCAUUUUGAGAGGGCUUAUAAAACAUGUUGUACUCUGUCACUGUUUCUGGGAGAACAUAGGGAAGUUAUUGUUUUAUUUCAAGAAACUCAAAAUACUGACCUCCUCGAAGUUGUCCAGGAUUUUAUUUUAUUCCUGUUAAUGUUGAGAAAUCUGACAUCAAUUUUUAUGUCUUCAUUUGAAAACUGGAAGGGUUCAAGUAGUCCGCCAGUUUUUUCCGACGGCCCAUUUCCAUCCCAACAAGAAGAUGGAAUAGUGCAGGUGCUGGCUGCCCAGGAGAUUGGAUUUCUGGAAUUUCUGAAGAGCUGAAUAAGCUGCACUUGGCAAUAGUAGAAUGGACUCUGUUCUGAUCCCUUCCCUCACCAGACACACGAGUUCAUGUGGUCCUCGGUGAAUGGCAGUUUUGUCUCAAUCACCCACACCUGCAUCAAAACACUUUUGAGAAGAGAUCUCUCAUCCCAGCCUUCAGACAGGGAGGGGAAUGUCACAUUUCCCCCAGCCUGCCCUUAGGAUUGCCUUGCCUCACCCAGCCUUUCUGCUUCCAGGCUGUUACAUAUGUCUUGCUAUCCCCCUCCCAGAAUUCUACAUGUGUAUGGAUAUAUUUCUCUACAAAUAUAUUCAUACACAUGCACAUGUAGCUAAACCUGGUUCCCUCUGUUCCACUCUCGUGCCUCAAAUGCAUGUCCUUUGGAAAUGAAGUGAAUGACUUCAUCAAAUCUCAUCUGAGAUGGAAAAUGUAGGCAUUUUAUUGCAUUCUCUGUUAACUCAGGAGUGAAUUUUUUCCCUACUUGUUAAAAAAACCCAAACACAACAAAAACACAUUUAAAAAAACCCUUUCAAAUCACCUGAUUUGUAUCUGUAAAGAUGAUCAUGGAAUCAGCAGUUAUGUAGAGAGGUGCAAUAUAUUGCCUUUCAGCAGACAAGCCUAUCUCUGAUUAUGAUUAUUUUAAUUAAUUUCAGGUACAAGCUUUUGCUCCGUAUCAAUGGACCAGCGACAUAUAUAUUUCCUUAUAAACAAUUUAGAAAUAUAUAUAUUUUUCAGGUGGAAUUCUUGGUUUUGGUAUGCCAGCCUUUGAGCUUCUAAAGGGUAUUUAGUGAUAAAUAUUGUUUGUGUGUGGGUUUUAAUAAAAAUUGAUGCAUGUUGUUUGGAACUAAAAUCUCAUGUAAAGCAGGAAAGUAUUUAAAAAUAAAUACUGCUUUUACAUAUUAGCCCUAUGGGCACAAUCUGAGAGUUGUGGUGCAGGAAGAUGCCCCUUUUAUAAAGUAAGGUUCUCUUGCCUGAGCAAGUUCAAAAUCCAGGAGACGCUGGAGUGGUCUUGGAAAGGUUGAGCUGGUGGAGCUGGGAGCAGAGAUGAUCCUCUCCAAAUUGUAUUGACAUGGUUGGGCAGACACUGGUCAAUAUACUAAAUUUAGGCUGCGUUAGCAGGUUGAUACUUAUGGGGUGAGCUGGUUGCCAAGGGGAACUGCAGAUGUCCCUGGAAAGUCAUGUUUUAGCUGUCCUUGGUCUGCUCUCCCAGCUCUUGCUCUGCAAAGUCCAGGCCACCACAGUGGGAUCUCUGAAAGCUGGGCUGCAGUUCCCUGGUAGAUGCACCAUUUUUAUUUUUUCAGCUCCCAAUAAAGAAAGUGUAGGGAUGGGGGUCAUUAAAACACUCCAAUUAUUUAAUGCACCUGCUCUAAGGCUCAAGCCUCCAAUAUAAAUCAGCUGUGCUCUGUGGCUGCUUGCCCAUAGAAGCCUGGAUGUUGUUUCCUCCCCUCAGUGUCCCUGGAAUCCUUCAGUGGCAUUGAGAUGGUUGGGACUAGCCUUGGAUGCUGAAUUACAGUCCAGUGGUGGCCUGGAGGCUGCUCCAGCCUUGAUUCUGGUGAGCUGGGGCUCAGGUAUUUGGUACCUAGACAGCCAGUGUUUUAUAGGAGUUUGAGGUUUACAGGAAUUGACUGAAGUAUCUGCAGAACUGUGCUGCACUUUCCCUGCUCGCUCUUUGUAGCCAUUGUUUAAAACCAUCAGUCAAAUCAGGGUCCCUCUCUUCCCCCCACCUGUUUUCCCACCUUGCUUCCCUCAAAACUCCAUUGGAAUAUUUGCCCCUUGCAUCAAAAACUGGGGUGGGGGGGCCUUUGUAUAAAGAAAAGUGUCACUGUUUAUUACUGAAUAAAUAAUUUAAUGUGAAUUUUAUUGUUAUAUUUUUUAUGUAGCAUUUUCAGUUUCGUCUGUAUUUCUCAACAAUUAGCUAAUUCUUUUUGUUCUUAUGCAACUGAAGAACUCAUAAAUCUCUUUGUAAAUUUCUGCA